AUCAGGAGAAAUAUAGAGACACAAACAGAAAGACGUCUCGUCUCGUCGUCAAGAUGGCUUCCUGUCAGGAUUUCGAGGUGACGGUGCACACCUCACCUGGUCUCACCUGUGGGACCUUCAGCCGCCUGUGGCUCAAUCUGAUUGGCUCUGAGGGCGAGACUCCGCCCAUCGCCGUGAACAAGGGCGACUGCCAACUUCUGCCGGGGUCGUCGUGUGCGGUUCUGGUUCGGACCGAGGCUCCUCUGGGUCGCCUGCUCCUGGUCCGGCUCCGUCUGGACGCUCGGACCGGCUUCCCCGACCUGGACUGGCACUGCAGCCGGGUCGAAGUCUGCAGGCCGUCAGAACCAGAGAAAGAUCCAGAACAUCAGGUGUUUCUGUGCGACCAAUGGCUGCGACCAGCAGGGGGCGACGUGGAGCUGCGCAGCGGAAAGUGUGCGUUAACUUUAGAGGAGAAGAGGAAUCUUUCAAAAUAA
Notothenia coriiceps (black rockcod) is the source of this 473-nucleotide messenger RNA. RefSeq names its product hydroperoxide isomerase ALOXE3-like. The record is from RefSeq and is a predicted model, not a curated record. The transcript has 3 exons. NCBI's taxonomy places the organism in Eukaryota, Metazoa, Chordata, Actinopteri, Perciformes, Nototheniidae. The coding region runs from base 54 to 473 and encodes 139 amino acids. Gene Ontology annotation, molecular function: protein binding.